GACAGUAUGGGGUCCAGUGCAUUGCUUCUCAUCUUGCUGAUGUCCUUCAUUCACUCUGGACUCAAUCAAGGUGCUGGAGUAAAACCUGUAGUGAAGGUGACGCCAGAUCAGCCUGUGUUCAGAGGAGAGAGAGUCACUCUCACAUGUGACUUACAGGGAGGAGGAAACAUUCAGUGGUUUAAAUAUGGAAACCCUUUCUAUCCAUACACAACAACAGCAGAGUUCAGUUUCACAGCUGAAGUGUCUCACAGUGGUGAAUACAGCUGUAGAGGAGAGAGAUCACACUCACAGACAGACAUCAGUGCUGCUGUUACACUGACUGUAUCAGAUUUGCCUACAUCUACACUGACUGUGACUCCAGACAGUCCUGUAUUCACUGGAGAGAGAGUCAAUCUGAAGUGUGUGAUAAACUCUGAUCACAACAGUCCUAAAGCUGUGCUGACGGUACGACCUGAUGAACGAGUGUUCAGAGGAGAAACAGUCACUCUCAGAUGUGAAAUAACGUGGGGAGGAAACACUGAGUGGACAUACAGAUGGGAAAUAGAGGGAACCAACAACUUGAAUAUAAACUCUGCCAAUCGAUGUACAAAACAAGAGUGCUGCACCAGUGGAGUCAAUAAACAGAAACACAGUGAAGCUGUCAGUCUGUGCUCAACACAAGAGUUGAACAUCAGCAGUGUUGAUCACUUUCACAGUGGUAAAUACACCUGUACAGGACAGAUAAACACUCAGAUCUCUCACUCGCGCAGUGAUGCUGUUACACUGACUGUAUCAGCUGAAGCUCAGGCAGCAGUGCGAGUGUCUCCACAGCCGUGGCUGACUGAAGGAGAAUCAGUGACUCUGAUCUUGUCUCUGGUCAUCAAUCCCAGCAGAAGUCAACACUUCUCAUCUGACUCUCUCUCUCUGAGCUGUGAGGAUCAGAGUAACUCUGCUGGAUGGACAGUGAGAAGAUACACAGACAAAGACAAAAAACUUGUUCAACACAAUCAGGAUCUGGCAUGUGUAAUCGAGUCUCCUCAGCACAUCUGA
Messenger RNA from Ctenopharyngodon idella (grass carp), 1029 nucleotides. RefSeq lists its product as uncharacterized. The transcript is spliced from 7 exons. Lineage: Eukaryota; Metazoa; Chordata; Actinopteri; Cypriniformes; Xenocyprididae. Gene Ontology annotation, biological process: cell surface receptor signaling pathway. The record is from RefSeq and is a predicted model, not a curated record. Gene Ontology annotation, molecular function: transmembrane signaling receptor activity. Bases 7 to 1029 code for a protein of 340 amino acids.